Doryrhamphus excisus (bluestripe pipefish) is the source of this 2581-nucleotide messenger RNA. RefSeq names its product family with sequence similarity 131 member Aa (gene fam131aa). The record is from RefSeq and is a predicted model, not a curated record. NCBI's taxonomy places the organism in Eukaryota, Metazoa, Chordata, Actinopteri, Syngnathiformes, Syngnathidae.
UCUACUGCUUAUCCUUAUGAGGGUCGCGGGCGUGCUGGAGCCUAUCCCAGCUAUCUUCAGGGCGAGAGGUGGGGUACACGCUGGACUGGUCGCCAGCCAAUCACAGGGCACAUAUAGACAAACAACCAUUCACACUCACAUUCAUACCUAUGGACAAUAUGGAGUCGCCAAUUAACCUAGCAUGUUUUUGGAAUGGAAACCGGAGUACCCGGAGAAAACCCACGCAUGCACGGGGAGAACAUGCAAACUCCACACAGAUCCUUUCUCGCAAGUUUUCCAAGUGUCUAUUUCCUCUCCUCUUUGUGUCAUCUACUAAUGAUAUAUGUGUAGUAUUUUUUCGUUGUACUGUUCUUAAAACGGUUAAACUAUCAUCUCAUCUUGUCUCCUUCGGGAGGUUACAGGUCACCUUCCAAACACUAUGGUUUGUGAUAACUUUGUGACCCACUGGUGUUGGUACCGAUAACCAUAGAACUUCCUAGUGGUCCAUGUGUUGGCUUAGGUAGCACUAUCACUUUUAAUAGGGCUUAGUAGCUUUGGAGUGGGCCUGAGCCGCUUAGUCACACACCAUAUGCUUGUCAUAGAGACAUGGAGCCAACGCUCAGCCUCACCUCCCUCAACCCUGGCCUUUGGGGCCCACUUUUUGCUGGCUUAACAUGGCUCGAGCAUCUGCGCAGGAAAUGUAGGGCAUAGCCGUCCGCCUAUCUCUCUGCACACUGCUUUUAAACUGCUUCGGUCAAGAGCCGCGAGCUAUUCGUCGUGCUGAGACGCCAUCAACGCUGCUGCUCAUGUUGGCCAUGAGAUUCAGGUCCAGGAGUAAAGAAGGGAGGCAGGAGGAGGAGGAAGAUGAGGAGGUGAAAUUUGAGGAAAUGAUUCCAAAGUCAGGAAAAUCUCCGGCAGACUCACGGAAAAGUGUCGGCAUCCAUGAGUUUGCAGCGCUGGCCAGGUCGUCCUUGAACGGUAUCUCUCAGGCUGUCAGGGACCAUGUGACCAAGCCCACCUCCCUGGCCCAGGGCCGGGUAGCCCACCUCAUCGAGUGGAAAGGUUGGCCUAAACCUGUGGACCCUCCUCCGGCCGCCCACUUCAGCUCUUACUGCCAUCUGACUGAAGGAGAGAAGGAGGCGCGCUUCGCUGCAGGAGUGGCUGAGCAGUUUGCCAUCGCUGAGGCCAAGCUCCGAGCCUGGGCUUCCAUGGAUGACGACGAGGAGGAUGACUCCAACGACGAAGAUACCCACGCCAAAGCGGGGACGUUCACCAGUCAAAGCACGUCAGACGCCACCGCAUCCCACCCAACUUCCGGAGUGCCAUGCCCGUCUGAGGUCAGCGAGACUCCGCCCCCAGAGAACCCCCAUACCGAGUCCCAAAAUGAUCCUUCUCCUUCCCUGAGCGAGUGCACCAGUCCCGAGGAGGACUGUCACUCGGUCCCUCAGAGCGAGAAAGAGCACGGCGAGGUUUGCGUCCACCACAAGCCCGAGUGGAGGCCCCGGGGGAGGAGCAGCCGCUUCGACUCCUGCUACUCCACCUCCCACUCGGAGUCUCCCGGAGAAGAGGAGGAAGAGGAUGAGGACGUAUUCCAUGAGGUCCGGAUGUGGCACUCCAGAGGCUUCCUGUCUGACCGGGCCUCUUCUGGGGUGGCGUCCUUUGAUGAGGAGGAGGAAGAUGAAGAGAAGAAGGAAGAUAAAGAGUAUUUGAUGUGAUGUGCUGUCCAUGUUCAUGUCUCUCUGACUGUGGAUAUGACAUCAUCUGUUCUGCUGUUCGUCUUUCCGUCGCUGCCUUGUGUCCCCCCGCCCCCCCACCCACCCCGCCCUCUUCCAGGCCUUCCACAAUUCACCACCAACAUAUCCACUGGGAGCGUUUGUCCAAGCAGAAUGUAAAGCUGUCGUGCAGACUGAGUUUUGUACAUUUCUUUUUGUCAAGUGUUGCUAUGGCGUUGUUUUUUCUAUGGAUAUUUUGUAGUGUUGUUUUACUGGGGGUCAUGCUGAUGUGUCACGUGUUGAUACUGAAUGUCCUGCAGUGUCUCACAAGCUAGCCCUCACAUUUUAUUACAUCUUCUCAAGGGAUAAUACUAUAGAAGUGAUAUACUUUAGAGUAGUCGGUGUGCAGAUUGUACUGCAAAAGAAGUCAACACACAGCCACUCCAUUAGCUUAUACUUCCUGUUUGGGCUUCUCGUCAUGUGAGGGAAUCGUGCUCUGCUUCACAAUGUUUGGAACUCAAGUUUCAGCACUCAUGCAGCGCCCCAGACCAUGACAUCACCGUUAUACUAGUCACUUUUGUUACCGGCUACUUUAGUUAAACAAUAAUGGCUGCCGAUUGUCACUUUACAAGCUGUACACUGACUACACUGUAUAGCCAAAUUUCCCUCCUCUAGUAUAGCCUUUUAAGAAGAUACACGGUGAUUAAAUAGUUGCUGAAAUGUGAGGGGUGUGCUCAUUUCUGUGGGAUACUGUUUAUAAUGACUUUCUUCUUGGGAGGGGCUUUCAUUCCCAAGUCACGGAAGACGAUUCGUGCCACAUAUUUGAAAAAAAAAAAAAAAGAAGUCAUGAAUAUUUGGUUGUCACUCAGAAUAAAACACUAAUCAUUUGA